AACGAAAGACGAAGAAGAAGUAGAUGAAGACGGACUGGCAGUAACAACCACAACAACACGACAUACUCGCAAUAUGAAGGCGAUAUGCUAAACUUAUCCUAAGCGUCACUUCUUCUACAUUCAUAUUGUGGUCGGUUAUGCUGAUUGAAUGUUUGUAUUUCCUUCUUUGAGCUGCUACUGUCUAAAAGGGCUAAAGCCGGUAGACCGCCGUCGUCGCCGCUGUGUUUACGUCUGAUUUUCAGCUCAACUUUGUGUUGGAAAAACAUUUUUAACAGGUAGCAAACCGGAGAUGGCCUGAAGAAAGAAACACUUCAAAUUUUGUCAGGUGAUGUGAGUUGAGAGGCUGUAGCUCAAAGUCAGGAGGAUCAUGGAGGAGGAAUCAAGGCCUCUGCUGAGCACGGAGCAUAUGGGGGAGAGUUCCACAGACUCACUGGACGUCAAGACUAAAAGGCCUUUCCAUGUGGAGCCCAGGAACAUUGUAGAUGUUAACGACCCACAGGAAAGAAUCUCUGCUGAGGCUGCCAUCCUCAACAGCAGAGUACAUUAUUACGGCAGACUGACUGGCUCUUCUGACAGACUGUUGAGUCCUCCAAACCAUGUGAUCCCCACACCAGAGGAGAUCUACGUCUACAGUCCUCUUGGGACAGCUUUCAAAGUGAGCGGCAGCGACCAUGCCUCUAAAAACCCCAGUAUUGUUACCAUAUUUGCCAUAUGGAACACAAUGAUGGGCACAUCUAUACUCAGCAUGCCCUGGGGAAUGAAGCAGGCCGGUUUCACUCUGGGCAUUAUCAUCAUCAUCCUCGUAGGCCUGCUGAUGUUGUACUGUUGUUACAUUGUCCUGAAAUCACCAAAGACAAUACCACACUUGGACACAUCCGACUGGGAAUUUCCAGAUGUUUGUAAGUUCUACUUCGGAAAGUUCGGUCAGUGGUCCAGCUUGUUCUUCUCCAUGGUGUCAAUUAUUGGAGCCAUGGUGGUCUACUGGGUCCUCAUGUCCAACUUCCUCUACAACACUGGGCAGUUUAUUUUCAACUAUUCUCACAAUGUCAAUAUAUCAGAUUCAGUAUUUGGAACCAACGGCUCAGAGAAGGUUAUUUGUCCACACCCAUAUCCUGACCCUGGAAAGAACUACAGCGUCAGCAUGAUGUAUCUCGGCAGCAGAGGAAAUGAUUCCUCUGACGGCAGCUCUUUCGAACACUAUUGGAAUAAAACCGGCACCAUUCCCCUCUACCUCAUCCUACUGCUGCUGCCUCUGCUCUGCUUCCGCUCAGCUUCCUUUUUCGCAAGGUUCACAUUCUUGGGUACCAUAUCAGUGGUCUACCUCAUUGUGCUGGUCACUGUCAAAACUGCCCACCUUGGCUUCCACCUAGAGUUCCACUGGAUUGAGUCAACCCAGUUCUUUGUUCCAGAGUUCAGAAAGUUCUUCCCUCAGCUGACAGGUGUUCUCACUCUGGCCUUCUUCAUUCACAACUGCAUCAUCACCCUCAUGAAGAGCAACAAAAACCAAGAGAAGAAUGUGCGGGAUUUGUCUGUGGCUUAUCUUCUAGUAGGGGUGACCUAUCUGUAUGUUGGAGUGUUGAUCUUUGGUUCCUUUCCCGCACCUCCUCUCUUCAAAGAAUGCAUCGAACCAAACUUCUUAGACAACUUCCCCAGCAGUGAUGUGAUGGUGUUCGUGGCUCGGUUCUUCCUGCUGUUCCAGAUGAUCACAGUCUACCCCCUGUUGGGAUAUUUGGUGCGGGUGCAGAUAAUGAGUCAGAUAUUUGGAAAUCUUUACCCCAGUUUCUGUCAUGUUUUUGUGCUGAACGUCUUAAUCGUCGGAGCUGGUGUUCUGAUGGCCAUGUUUUACCCUAAUAUUGGAUCAAUCAUACGGUAUUCUGGAGCAACUUGUGGACUGGCUUUAGUGUUCGUCUUCCCUGCCUUAGUCCACAUGAUCUCCCAGAAACGGCAGGGCCGGCUGCGCUGGCCAUCAGCCCUCUUCCACAGCAUGCUGAUCCUGCUGGGCAUCGCCAACUUGGUUGCUCAGUUCUUUAUGUAAAGAGCAGUCAGUUAAACAUUGACGUAAGUUUGGUCAAAGGGCAGUUGAUGGAAACUAAAGAUGACAGCCACUCAAACUCAAUGGGGAACAUUGAAUGAAGUGUAGAACAACAGUGUGCAUCAUUCCAUAACAGUUAUGCUACAACCUCCAAGCAAUCAGAUAUACUGUCUUUGUUACUGAUAUGUGUAUUAACAGGAAUCUGAUUUCUUGGGAUGAUAAGUCUAUCUUUUUAUGUCACACAGACAGGCCUCUGAUAAAAGUUUCCCAUGAUGCUGUUGAUUAUUCCUACAAACAUUGAUCAUAGACAUACACAGACAAAACCUACAGAGUUUUAUAACUUUUUUUUAGUUAACCUCAAAAUAUGGAAUUGAUCAUUUUAUAUCAAUAGAAGUAUAUUAAAUUUCAACAUAAACAUGUCAGUUGACUCAGCAGUGCUUGGUUAUAUGUAGCACCGCAGUGAGUUUCAGCUCAUUGUUCAGCUGUCUGGUUGAAAGCUUACACUUAUCUGCUCUUACAGCCUUAUGUUAAGCUGCUGUUUCCACAGAAAAAGCUCUUCAGACCAACUCCGCACUCCCUGCUCUAGCAGACAGACAAAGUUAGAGACUUGCUUAUGGAGUAUUUUUCACCCGAAGACAGUGUCCUCAAACGACACCAGUUGCAACAAUGAGUGAACACUGGACUAACAUUUAUCAGGUGGACACAAAUACCAGUCCCAUGGAAUAGAGGUGUUGUUCAUAACACGUGGACGCUGAAACAAGCAGCUGUUUGUGGACUUGUAUGGUGAUAUGUUCCCUUUGUGUUCACACUUAUUCCUUCUGCCCCCAAGUGGUGAGAAAGAAAACGAGUUACUGCAGGUUUAAAUGUGUUCCACGUUAUUAGAGCUGGAUUGUACAAUCACUCAGAUGUCGCUGAGAACAGGGAAUCAUAUUACUAACUUUGUGAUUAUGCAAAUUGUUUAUGUAUUUUGAAGUCUCAUCUUUCAGCACAAUCUUUUAACUUUUAUGAGCGGUGUUGAUUUAUAUGUUUCCGUGGUGUUUAUUUUCUGUGCCCAAUGAGUUUUUACUAAUUGUAGGAUAGACAAAGGGAAUGUGCAUGUGGAAAAACCAUAACAGCCUAUAAGAAAUGUAGCUUCCUCUUGACGUUUAAUUGACUUGUAACACUGUGAAGAAUAGUUUCGGGUUCACUGGGAUUUGAAAAGUGUUGUCCGUUAGUAUUACAAUCAAAAACAUUGUACUCACAAUGUAAUGAGCGGUCACUCACAAGUAACCGCUGUUUAAUUUGUACUACUGGUCGAUAUGAUACAGUUAUCACUGUGGGAUUUUCAUUAUGGGAACUGUCUGCUUUAUAGAUGGAUAGGAGAGCUGCAAGAGUGCAGAACUGUAAUGCAACUACAGUCCCGUGCCUGAAUCAGCCCACCUUUAACUCUGUUAGUCCAUAAUUUAUAAGGCCACAUGGUGAUGGCCCAGAUUUCUCCAAAAAUCAUACAUGUUAACAGCCACUACUUCCAGCACGACUCCCCAAUGACCAGGUUCUCUGGCACAUAUUUAUGAACAUCUAGAACAAGACAGUGAUGGUUUGUUUAAUCAGGCUGUGUGUCUGCCAUCAAAUUCUGUGUGACUUUCUCUAAAGGAACUUGUGGCGAUAGUACCACAAAUGUGGCAUCAUUGUGUUAUUGUCAUAUUCUCAUGAUUGUGAAAUGCUUGAAUGAUGACAAGCCAGGAACCUGGGUCGCUGUGUUAGCUAUAAUAAAGGUAUGAAUGGUUGAUUCCAUGAGAUUUGCCUUGAAGUCAGCUUGAUUAAAACCAAAAUCAGUGGGUGA
Messenger RNA from Mugil cephalus (flathead mullet), 3854 nucleotides. RefSeq names its product solute carrier family 38 member 9 (gene slc38a9). The record is from RefSeq and is a predicted model, not a curated record. Gene Ontology annotation, biological process: amino acid transmembrane transport. Lineage: Eukaryota; Metazoa; Chordata; Actinopteri; Mugiliformes; Mugilidae. The transcript has 15 exons. Gene Ontology annotation, molecular function: amino acid transmembrane transporter activity. The coding region runs from base 368 to 2035 and encodes 555 amino acids.